This is a messenger RNA of Hydatigera taeniaeformis, 522 nucleotides long. The record is from the annotation of a GenBank genome assembly. Lineage: Eukaryota; Metazoa; Platyhelminthes; Cestoda; Cyclophyllidea; Taeniidae.
AUGGUUUUGCUCACAAUCACCGCCAACUGCAUUGUUCUCGCAAUGGAGCGGCAUUACCCUUCUGGCGACAAGUCGGCCCUCAGUGAAAGUCUCGAGCAAACAGAGAAGUACUUCCUCGGAAUCUUCUGUGUGGAGGCCUUGCUCAAAAUCGCUGCUUUGGGAUUCGUACUCAACGAAGGUGCCUAUCUACGAAGCAUCUGGAACAUAAUCGACUUCAUAGUUGUGGCAACCGGCUUGCUAGCGUACAUUUUGCCUAACCUCAAUCAACCGGCACUUCGAGCUCUGAGGGUGCUGAGGCCGAUCAAAUUGGUCACUGGAUUCGAGAGUCUGCAGAUUGUGCUCAAGUCCAUAUUUAGAGCAAUGGCACCUCUUCUUCAAAUAGGUCUCCUCCUUCUCUUCGCAAUCACCAUCUUCGCCAUUGUCGGAUUGGAGUUCUAUUCUGGUGGCUUUCAUAUGACCUGUUUCGAUGAGCGUGAGUUGAUUGCUCUUUCCAUUAUUGACCCUUUAGAGAUGAAGGAGUAG